ACCCGUUCCAGCUUGACUGCCUUUCUGUCAUCUUCUUGCCAUUUUAUUUAUCAGAACCUUCAGUUGACUUACAUAGCCUACAUAAGUAGCGGGAAAAACAUCUUUAUCAGUGUUUAAUACAGAGCACUUGGAGGGAAAAAAAAUGUUGGCUUGCACGGAAAUGAUUACAAUGUGUCUCCAGUCGGCGAAACGGCAACAUCUUCUCGCCAAGCAGCAGCAGCAGCAGCAAACCCAAAACCCUGUACACGGACUUUCUAUUUUUCACGAUAUCUUUCGGCGUGCUGAUAAAAAUGAUGAUGGCAAGCUCUCCUUUGAGGAGUUCAAGGCCUACUUCUCUGAUGGGAUCCUAACUACUGAUGAGCUGCAGGAGCUGUUCUUCUCCAUCGAUGGGAGAAAGAGCAACAACCUUGACACAGACAAGCUAUCAGAGUACUUUUCCCAGCACCUGGGGGAGUACCUGAACGUUCUGUCAGCACUGGAGAAACUGAACAUCGCCAUUUUGAGUGCAAUGGACAAGACUAAAGAGGAGUACCAGGGCUCGUCUGUGCUUGGCCAGUUUGUGACUCGCUUCAUGCUGAGGGAAACCUCCAACCAGCUGCUGUCUCUCCAGAUGUCUCUGCAGUGCGCCAUGGAGGCCGUGGAGGAGCAGAGCAGUCCCGCAAGUAAUGAAGUAAAGAUCCCGGAGCUGCAGCUGUCAGUGCAGAAGAACAACAACAACAGGAGAUGUGGACGCAGGAUCCAGAAGAACCUCUGCCUGUCUCCCACAGACCCCUACUCAGGCAUCCUCACUACAGGAGUGACAGUGGACACAGAUGAUCACUGGUGCUCCCAGAUCAACCGGCUGCAGCACCUCAUUGAUAAGCUGGAGUGCCAGAGUCCCAAGCUGGAGCCGCUGAAAGAGGACCCUCUGGCCAGCUCGUAUAACUCUAACAUUCUGCUGGUGCAGAGACAGAUGACGGUGGCAGAGGGAGAUUUAGAGGAGUUCCAGAAGGCGCUGAAAAGCUACGCCGACUCCACAACCGACCAGAACGACAACCUGCAUGUGUCAAUCCAGAAGCUCCCGGAGAAAUCCUGCUACAUAAUGUAUGAGUUCUGGCAGGAUCGUAUCUCCUGGAUGAGUUACUUACAAUCUGAGCCCAGCAAGACAUUCCAGCGCUGCAUCAUAGACAUGCUGGAAGACCCAGAGGCUGUCUCUACCAUGUUGAUGCCAGCCUCCUGGUGGAUUAUGGGUAACCACUAACAGCAACGACUAACAAGUCCACAGCAUCCACAGCUACCCCCCCCCCCCCCACCUCCCCUCGAUGCGGAAAAAAACAAGCGCCCACAAUGAGAACCUGUCAAAGAAUCCACCGCGUGUUUGUUAGCAGCUAAUGGGCUGUAAUUCCAUGGCACACACAUUCCCUAGACUCUUUAUUUCCUGACUGCAUCACAUGUGUCAUUUUAAUAUUUGCUAGUUUUCCCCUCUGCAUGGGAAGGAAAUGUGCUAUGAACAGGCAUGUAAUUCGUCUUUCCUCUAGUGCAUGUAUAGAAAAUCAGUCCUUCAGUUUCUUGCAUAUGCCAGUGGCAAAAAAAGGCUUUGAAGCUUUUCUGUGGCUUCAAAACCCAGACUAUACUCUCUGAUUAGAAAACAUACUGUGAACUAAGACCAGGGAAAGUGAAACAUCAUAUACACAAGCAUUAAAAAUACACAUUAAAGACAUAGUGUGAGCUCAUAACCAACAUGUGCGGUUUAUAUUUACUUCUCAAGAUAGCCAGAGGUUUAAGAAAAAAAUCGAGGAUAGCUGUAUCUUUUGAAAUGCAUGCCAACUUAGCUUUUUUUCCAUCAUGCUUCAGGAGAUUGUUCCUUGACAUAAAACAAAGAAAUGUGAUGUUGUGGAUAGACUAGGCCUUAGCAAGGAGCAUACAUUUGGUGUCCAACUUAGGACCUUGACAGCCUCACCCAUUGUUUUUGUCAUUCCGGUAUGAUUUGGAUCUUAUUGCUUACCUUGGAUAGCCAUCCUGCCUGUUGCUGUUGAUUUUCUUGUGAACAUGACAGUCACUGUGUUUUUGGAUUUGAUGACAAAAAAAAAUCUAUGUAUUUUUGUGGUUCAUGGCAUCCAUUGUACCUACUCAUGUAUGGAUAGAAAUAAAGGGGAGAGGUUUGUUUGCGUA
Molecule: messenger RNA, 2151 nt
Organism: Sardina pilchardus (European sardine)
Lineage: Eukaryota; Metazoa; Chordata; Actinopteri; Clupeiformes; Clupeidae
Gene: necab3
Product: N-terminal EF-hand calcium binding protein 3
Exons: 13
Coding region: 143-1240 (365 amino acids)
Biological process (GO): regulation of amyloid precursor protein biosynthetic process
Cellular component (GO): endoplasmic reticulum; Golgi cis cisterna; cytoplasm
Molecular function (GO): calcium ion binding
Source: RefSeq, a predicted model, not a curated record